Molecule: messenger RNA, 389 nt
Organism: Onychomys torridus (southern grasshopper mouse)
Lineage: Eukaryota; Metazoa; Chordata; Mammalia; Rodentia; Cricetidae
Product: RNA guanine-N7 methyltransferase activating subunit-like
Exons: 1
Coding region: 33-389 (118 amino acids)
Biological process (GO): RNA 5'-cap (guanine-N7)-methylation
Molecular function (GO): RNA binding
Source: RefSeq, a predicted model, not a curated record
GAAGGAUCCUAAAAACUGUACAGAAUUUCAAGAUGAGUGAUACUUCUGAAGUGAUUACAGAUUUUGAAGAGAUGUUUGCAAGCAGAUUCACACAAGAUGACAAAGAGUACCAGGAAUACUUGAAGCGUCCUCCUGAAUCUCCCCUAAUUGUUGAGGAAUGGAACAGCAGAGCUGGUGCCAACCAAAGAAAUCGAGGCAACUGGCUGCAAGAUAAUAGACAGUUUAGAGGUAGGGAUAACAGACAAGGAUGGCUGAGCGACAAUCGAUCAAAUCAGUGGCAUGGACGGUCAUGGGGAAACAAUUACCCACAGCAGAGACAAGAGCCUUACUAUCAACCACAAUAUGGACAAUAUGGUCACAACCAGCGGCCUCCAUACAGUUACUACUGA